Messenger RNA from Carassius auratus (goldfish), 4386 nucleotides. Its product is annotated as kelch repeat and BTB domain-containing protein 8-like. NCBI's taxonomy places the organism in Eukaryota, Metazoa, Chordata, Actinopteri, Cypriniformes, Cyprinidae. Gene Ontology annotation, molecular function: protein binding. The record is from RefSeq and is a predicted model, not a curated record. Bases 49 to 1854 code for a protein of 601 amino acids. Gene Ontology annotation, biological process: neural crest cell development. The transcript has 4 exons.
GUUCCAACAGUGACGUUUUCCCAGUCGCCGUGAGACAGAUUGGGGAGAAUGGCUGCCAGUGGAGACAUAGGAAAGCUGUUACAAGUACAGAAUGGGACUCCAGCAAGCACAAGCUACAAUGGGGUAGAUGCCCUACAUGCCUGUAACAUUCUCCAGCAGCUUAAAGCCUUGUACGACGAAGCUCAGCUGACUGACAUUGUCGUGGAAGUGGACCAUGGCAAGACAUUCUCUUGUCACAGAAAUGUCCUCGCUGCCAUCAGCCCAUACUUCAGAUCCAUGUUCACAAGUGGCCUUACAGAGAGCAGUCAGCGGGAGGUGCGGAUUGUUGGUGUUGAAUCAGAGUCCAUGCAUUUGGUUCUGGACUAUGCGUACACCUCACGGGUCACUCUCACGGAGUCUAACGUGCAGGCACUGUUCACCGCUGCCAGCAUCUUCCAAAUCCCAGCCCUCCAAGACCAAUGUGCCCAGUUCAUGAUCAGCCGUUUGGACCCUCAGAACUGCAUUGGGGUCUUCAUGUUCGCAGAUGCUUAUGGCCACCAGGAGUUGUGGGAGCGCUCGCAGGAUUACAUCCGCAAGAAGUUCCUGUGCGUGAUGGGAGAGCAUGAGUUCCUUCAUCUGACCAAAGAACAGCUGGUCAGCAUUCUCAACAGUGAUGAUUUGAAUGUGGAAAAAGAGGAGCACGUGUAUGAAAGCAUCGUGCACUGGCUGGAGUAUGACUGUUCGCGGCGGGAGGCGGAUUUACCUGAGGUUUUUGCCAAAUGCAUCCGCCUGCCCCUACUGGACGAGGCCUUUCUGAGCCGUAUACCUCCAGCCUUCGCGCUGGCCUUGUGCAGGGAUUCCUCGGACAAAGGUCGGCUAAAUGGCACCAAUGGCUGCCCACAGCGGCUGGGUAUGACUGCAUCAGAGAUGGUCAUCUGCUUCGACGCGGCUCACAAGCACUCAGGGAAGAAGCAGACUGUACCUUGCCUGGACGUUGCUGCCGGGAAGGUGUAUAAGCUGUGCAAGCCUCCUAAUGACCUCAGAGAGGUUGGCAUUUUGGUCUCAUCAGAGAACGACAUCUUCAUUGCCGGAGGCUAUCGGCCGAGCAAUAGUGAGGUGUGCAUUGACCAUCGUGCAGAGAGCGACUUCUGGCAGUAUGAACAUGCUGGCAACAGGUGGCUCCCGCGAUCACCCAUGCUGCGGGCACGCAUCGGCUGCAAGUUAAUACACUGCUACGGGAAACUCUAUGCUCUGGGUGGUCGAGUGUAUGAAGGGGAUGGACGAAAUGCUUUGAAGUCUGUGGAGUGCUAUGAUGCCAGAGACAACUGCUGGACAGCGGUCAGUGCCAUGCCAGUGGCCAUGGAGUUCCACAGCACAGUAGAGUAUAAGGACCGCAUCUAUGUGCUGCAAGGAGAAUACUUCUUCUGUUUUGACCCCCGCAAAGACUAUUGGGGGCAUUUACCAUCUAUGAACGUUCCCCGCACUCAAGGCUUGGCGGCCCUGUACAAAAACUGCAUCUACUACAUCGCAGGCAUCUGCAGGAACCACCAGCGCACGUUUACCGUGGAAGUGUACGACAUCGAGCAGAACACCUGGUGCCGUAAAAGAGACCUCCCCUUCGAGCAAGCCACCAGCCCCUACAUCAAGGUGCUUCUGCUUCAGGGCAGAUUGCAUCUGUUUGUUCGAGCCACGCAAGUCAUGGUAGAAGAACUUGUAUUUCGUACCAGCCGCAAGAACUCUCUCUACCAGUAUGACGAUGAAGCCGACCAAUGGACAAAGGUCUAUGAGACACCGGACCGCCUCUGGGACCUUGGCCGCCAUUUUGAGUGCGUGGUGGCCAAACUAUAUCCUCAGUGUCUUCAGAAAGUGCUGUGAGUUCGAAGAGGGUGGUACUGCUCAAUACAUGGUGCUGUUUGUGUCCCCAACACCAGAACUGCAGGGGAAGUCUUAAAGCGUUAAAGGUUUCAAUCAACUCGGGUGCCGUUUGACAGAGUAAAAAAACAGCAACAAAAAACAGUAUUUUGUGUUCCACAGUUGGGCGCACAGCACCCACAGAAUCGCUUGUUUUACAGUUAGAAAAGUGAAACAUAAGUGCAAUUAUCUUAGUUUUUUUGCAGAUGCUGAAUCGUUUCUGCUCCAUGAUAUCUUUAAAGGUUUUGUUGCUGUUUGGGCUUGGGUUGUUGGCUUGCAUCGUUGGCGAACAUGAGCAGUUAACGUUCUUAAUGACAAGCAGUAUGGCAACACUUGAGUAAAACAAGAAAAGUAAAAAUAAAUAUGUAAAGCUAUAAACAUUCAUACGGGUAUGAUGAGCGUUUUUGCUCAGUGUGAAUACUGAAUUUUUCAAUUGUGAUGUCUUUCAGGUUUUCAGAUGAAUAAGUCCAUGCCACCUACAAAGAGACUAAGAAUUUAGUUAGAGGAUUUUGAUUAUUAAUGGAAAGUCAUUUGUUUGCCAAGAUGCACACAUAUGUGGCUCUAUUUUGUUUUCCUAAUCUUUGAUUUUUCCUUCUUUUCAGUCGACCCAUGUGCUGUAACAUCACAGCAGUUUUACAUUUUCAUUUGGACUUUAUGAUGUUUCAUUGAGCCCAGCUCCCAAAUCAAAAUCUAUAUCUUUGCAAUUUCGCAUUACACCAGCCAGAUCUUUAGUGAGGUUACAAGAUUAUACUCGGUCUCCAUAUUGGAGAAGUAAAAAAGGAUACCAGCUUCAUGUGUAGCUGAAAUCAAAAGUGGACAAUUUGUUGACAGCCAAAACAGUUCCGAUCAGGAGAGGACAUCGAUAGGGUUGGAGAAGCGGUAGCCAAAAGGUGGAUGCCCUACAUUCCACUGUCAUUUACUGACUCCUCGGAUCUGAAACCUACAGGUGCAGUUUGAAGAUGGAUGCCUCCAAAAUGCCAAAACAUGUUCAAGGAGUCUUAGUAUGCACCCCAUGGAAGCAAUAUGAUGAGUUCUGUCAAAGUUUUUCAGAAAAAGUACAAUUGAAAUUGAAGUGAUGAUGUUUUCAUGAAUAAUUCCAGAAAAAUGGCCUUUGUUUUGCUGCCGUGGGUUGGUUAAUGUUCAGUGAGAUGUGUUGCUAGAUAUAUUAUAGGUUCUGAUCACAUGAAAAGCCUGGGCAUCAGUGAUGGAGUGAGCAAAGCCGAUAUAAAGACUUACAGUACAGUUUGCUUCUGCUUUGACUUCAGGAAAUGUCAGUUUUGCAAAUGUCCAGUCCUCCUAUACUAGCUCACACAUGCCCUGUAAAUGAACACACUUUUAUUUCUUUCCAUCCCCUUAUCUUCCAGUCUUAAACUAUAGAGAAGAAUUGUUUUUGGUGCUGCUUUUUUGACAAUCUUGUAAAUAAGAUGCAGUGAUUUUACAGCCAUUUGUCAUUGCUUGACACUUCACAAAGGUGUCAGUCUUAGAAGUUAUUGUCUCAAUGUUUGGUUUGGUUUUCCAGCCUCUUGUUUAUUUCGUCAUGCAGGUUUCUGAUUUUGCACUACAUUAUUUCCUUCCUUGAAAGCGUCUCAGAAUACAGCGCUAUGUUUUCAGACACAUACUGAGGACGUGGUGAAUGGCGUCUUUGAGUAGGACAGCUGAUGCGCUCUCAUGUCGGGCGAGCUUCAUCUGGGCUUUGGUGAAGGGUGAAGGAUUUGAAAUUGCAUUGGCUUUGGUGCAGUCGCUGCACAUUUCACAUUUACACUCAGUAGCACGAGAGCCAGAAAUGGACAAUUCUCAGGAUUAUUGUCGAUACACAGUACUGUAUUUAAAUGGUUUGUUGUACAUGUAAUAUACUGUACCAUAUGUUUGCUGUACUUGCACAGUUUCUUUGUUGUUUUUUGAAUCCAUUUGUUCUUUAUUUCUAACUUGGAAAAAUUGAUUUUAGUUUUUUUUUUCUUAGGUGUGUGUUUGUGUGUGUGUUUCUUUUUUUCUUCUAUUUUUAAUAUUUACUCUUAGUUUUUUUUUUUUUUUUGAGUUUGAUUUUAUUCUGUAAAAAAAAUUGUGAAUCACAGGACAUGGACAUUAAUGUUAAGAUUUUGUUCUCUUCUUUCUUUGGGAUUUUGUCAGUCUUAAGAACACAAAGCAUUACAGAAGAUAAGUCAUGACAGUACUACUCUCGCUAGUCUGUCUAGAUGUUAAAUAAAAGCUUUGAAAGAAUUUAUAAAUUAUACUUCUGUGUUGUUGGCUGCUGCAGGUGUGAAUGCUUUACAGACAUUUUUUUAAUUUGUCAUAGCUUGCAGUUAAUUUAUCCACAUAAGUUGAAACAGUGUUUUAUUUUCUUUCUGUAUUAUUGCUUUGCAUUUUGUUCUUUUUUUCUGCAUUUAGUUUGCUUGUAUGUAUGGUGUGAGAGUUUAGUAAACAUUCGUUGAUCUCUACUGUGAAAUUCACCUUGCACAUCAUUUGAAAAAUAAAACAAUAAAAAGGAAAUGAGUGGUA